Messenger RNA from Cuscuta epithymum, 1051 nucleotides. The record is from the annotation of a GenBank genome assembly. NCBI's taxonomy places the organism in Eukaryota, Viridiplantae, Streptophyta, Magnoliopsida, Solanales, Convolvulaceae.
UACAGAUCUGUUCUGAAUUUGUUUUUUCAGCCGCACUCCACCGCCUCUCCGAUUCACAGAUCUGUUCUGAAAUUUCCUUUCUCCCAGCCGCCAAGUAUAAUCACUCGUGAGAGGCAAAAGGAAGUUGGAACUGCUAUUUUGUGAUUCUUGGGUAAUCUCAAGUUUGAUUUCAAAGAUGGGUAAAAAAAGGAAUAACUCUGAGCGGGAAGGACUUGGGAAAGUCACAGAAUACGAAAAGCAAAGGAUGAAGAUAUUGGCAUCAAAUGAAGAAAAAAUGCGUGCAGCUGGUUUUAGCACUCUAGCUAACAAGACGAUCUUCCAGUCAAACAAUGCGAUAAGUACAAAUAGACUAGCUUAUUCACAUGAUGUAUUUGAUGAUGAAGCGUACAGCCCGAGUGAUGAUGAGAAUGCCGAACUUGACCAUCUAAAGGUUCCAAAGAAAGGAAAAGGUUUGAGUAACAAGACAAGGAAGCAGUCACGCGGUGAGCCAAAGACUAUGGGAGAUGUUGUAAAACAGAGUUCAAAACAUCAAAAUCAACAGACUCCAGCGACAUUGCGUCUUACUUGCAGUUUUUUUAUUAAAAAAACAGGAGGAAAGCAAGACCAAUAGAACAAAAUGAUACACGUGCAAGUGGCUGGAUAGUAUAUUCUAGGAAAAGGAAAGGCAAUCAAAGGUUUAUGGAAACAAAUCUGGAUAGUAUAUUCUAGGAAAAGGAAAGGCAAUCAAAGGUUUAUGGAAACAAAUCAGGAGCAAAUCAAUAAGGAGACAUAAUAUAAAGAAGAGCACAAUUAGUGGGAUUACUCAUUAAUGGCUACAGUAGCACAAUUUAAGGGAUGGGACAUCUAUAUUGAUACACUUACUUUAUUUAUGCAGAAUAAUCUAUUAUAAAUAAGGUCCUAGACUAGGAGAGGACGAUAUCUGGAGUCAUUACAAUAAUUUAGAAUAGUUGGGCAGAGGUUUAUCUCUGUUGGAGGUUGCCUUCUAGGUAUACCUUGUCGUUGUUAUCUCUUUUUUUUCAUUUCCGGAAUAAAGAAUAAAGAUUUGCUAUUC